Molecule: messenger RNA, 636 nt
Organism: Aspergillus wentii DTO 134E9
Lineage: Eukaryota; Fungi; Ascomycota; Eurotiomycetes; Eurotiales; Aspergillaceae
Product: YbhB/YbcL family Raf kinase inhibitor-like protein
Exons: 2
Coding region: 1-636 (211 amino acids)
Biological process (GO): regulation of Ras protein signal transduction; regulation of proteolysis
Molecular function (GO): phospholipid binding; peptidase inhibitor activity
Source: RefSeq, a predicted model, not a curated record
AUGAAUAUUCUCAUUCUCGUCUUCACUCUCAUCUCCCUCGUUCAAUCCAUCCCCUUCCUCCCUCCCCAUAACAAAAAGCUUCAUCUCCGCUACCCCAAUGGGUCCUGGAUAUCCCCUGGAGACGAUCUCCUCAUGCCAGAAACCGCCCCCCUCCCCCAAAUCAGCAUCAUCGGCCUAGACUGCCACAAAACCUAUCUCGUCCUCUUCAUCGACCUCGACGCUCUCCUCCAGCCCAUCGCUACCAUCACCCCCGUCCUGCACUGGUACCAACCAGACCUCAUCCCGAACUGCGUCGACCAUCCACAUCUCUUAACCAACACCAGCACGUCGGGCGCAUCGUACAUCCCCCCUCAGCCCCCACCGCACUCGCACCACCGCUACACGUAUCUCCUAUACGAACAGCCGCAGAGUUACACCUUCCCCGAGUGCUUCGGGUACAUAUUCCCCACUACGCCCGAGGGGAGGGGCGGGUUCAACGUGCGCCAGUUCAUGGACGUGGCGGGGCUGAACGGACCCGUUGCUGCGAAUUAUUUCUUCGUGAUCAAUCAGGGAGGUGUCACGGCGAGUGUGACGGCAACGACGACUUCCAUCCGGUCUGCCCCGUGUGGAAGGGCGACAGGAAAGUGGGAAUUGUAG